AUGGCUGUGCUUCUGUUGACCAAAGCCAUCGAGGGCCAUGAUGUUGCAGAAUGGUGGGCAUCUCACGAUUAUGAGAAGGUGAAGCUCUUCAUUUCCAAGGAGCUGGGUUUCAACAUCGACAUGGAACUUAAAGACGAUGGCUGCCACCUGAACAUCAAGGAGAACGUUGCUGAGGUGCGUACUGCCUUGGUGCGCUACUUCGAUGUCAAGGAGGUGUGGUUGUGGUGUUGGUUGGAGGAUGUGGCAGAUUUGGACAACAAGAAUAUGUCAAGUAGAUUGACAUGUGCGGGUGGUCCAGUGGCGGUCAUAUUUGGGAGCAUGGGUUUGUGCCAGGUUGGACAGCCUGUUGUGCAGCAGCAGGCCCAGGCGGAUGCAGGGGACGGACCUGUCCAGAGAAGCUUCAUGAUCGAGUUCCACUCGAAGCAACACUUUGCUCAGCGUAGUGACCUGCUCACCCUGCUCAAAGCCCUUGCGUGGCUAGCCUGCAUGGGCUUUCUUUUUGAUGGGUUGGUGGGUAGGCCUACUUUGUACUUCAAGAUGGCUAUCCCGUUGCGGAACGGUUUCCGUGCUCGAGUUGAUGCUGACUGUCCAUCUUUGGCCAGUUGGCAGGCUUUCACGAAAGCGAUGGAACCGCUGGGACUGCUUCGUGCGGUGGAUGCCGUGGAUUUGGCGAAUGCCGCGAAGGCUCACAAGGCAAAGGCAUUGGGGAGUGUGAAACGAUGUGCACGUGCCGAAGCCUCCAGUGUUCGCAGUUGUCGCAACUCUGUGGACGAAGGCCUGGUUGAGGAGGACAACAUGCCUGACACUGCCAUGGAGAUGCUGUGCGGCAGAUUGAAAAUGUGGAUGUUCGGUGCCGUGGCGGGCUGUGGUGAAGCAAACUGGCCAUAUAGGCGGUACUUGGAGAUGGCGGACACAGACCGCUGUUGGUUGCGGGGAGAACUGAACAGGUUGAGGCAUGGUUUCGGCCAGGGCCUGCAGGGCCGGUCACGGGAGGGUUGUGGCCGGGGCUAA
Cladocopium goreaui is the source of this 1011-nucleotide messenger RNA. The record is from the annotation of a GenBank genome assembly. NCBI's taxonomy places the organism in Eukaryota, Dinophyceae, Suessiales, Symbiodiniaceae.